AUGGAUCGAAGGUACAGUAUUCAGCCUAUCCUAGCCAAGGAGAAGGAGGAGGACAAGGACAAACCGCAGGAUACCACCCGCCGAGGUAGAACUGUCCCGAACUUUGGCAAAAUCAGGAAGUGGGUCAAACGAUCUAAUGUGCCUCGUGACCUUUCAAAACCUGAGCAGGAAGCUAGGGGGUCGUGGGAUGAGGGCAUGCGCAGACGAGAUUCUGAAACGGGACUUCGAGGUAUCGUGCUGAGGAAAGGACUCUCUGACGAUUCUAAGGCAUUUCCUCUGGUGAAGGCCGAGCCCCGCAGAGCUUCUCGCGCCGAGUCGUCAUUGGUUGCGUCAGGGAAACGGUUGUGUAAGUGGGAGACUGUUAAUUUACUUCGGGGUAAGAAACAGUCUGACAAGAAGGAGGAGGAGAAGCGGUCACCAAAGUCUCGUUCUUCGGGGAAUAAAAGUUUGGAAGUGGACAGUUCAACAGGUGAAGAAGCCGAACGUGACGUCUCAUUGCCGCUGCACGCUUCAGAAGCUGCGGGUAUUUCUCGUGGAGAAAGUCUUGAAAGUCUGUCUGAGACGGAAGAACGGUUGGAUUCUACAGGUGGGCAUCUGGUGACUAAUAUCCCUCAACGGGAAACGGCCGGUGAUAAAACAAAAUCUCAUUUUCGUGGAGACAGACGGCCGCGAUCCUGGCGAUUUGGUUCGUCCAAGUCUUCAUCACGAAACAAAGCAGCAGAGCAACCUUCACCUAACAAGGACAGCGUCGCUAUCAAGGGAAGGAAACACGAGUGUCGUUUCACGGAUAACUCGGAUAUAGACGAUUACGAGACAUCAGAUCCUCCUCGAGGCGAGGCUACAAGUGCGGAAAUGUUUGGGAGCAUAAGAGCAUUUACCGCUUCCCCGAGCUACCCGGAUAGUUCUACAGAGCGAAGACCUUCGAUAAUCCCGACGUUCAACAUCACUAACGACCAGAGCAAUUUGGAGAGGUUUCUGGACAGUAUCGGCACAACAUGUGUUGGUUCCAUUUUGGAAGAGCCGGAUGAAAACUUCAUGGCUAGAGCAAAGUCGUGCGACAAUCUUCAUCAGAGGCAUACGGAUAGCAUGAGUAUCUGGGAGCGUCGCAAACGAGCAACACGAGACUUCAGCCCCGGAACACGUCCUAUCAUUCUAAACAUGGAGGCUAUCGACGAUUCAGUUUUCUGCACGAGAUCCGUGUCGAACACUCUUGUGGAGAUAAGCAGCCGGGCGGAGACGUUUAUCUGUAAGGAUGACUUGCAUUUGGGGACACGAAACAUCACGUUUUCAGCCAGUAGCAAAGGCAGCACUAGUAGUGUUGGAAGUGGGGCGGCUGGUGGAGAAGGAGCUGGAGGCCGAACUGGUGGAUGUAAGCUGAAGAAGCCGACUAAUUUGUGGGGCGUUAGUCGCAGAAUAUCCGUUAGGAGAAGGAAUGUUGUGAAAGAUGAGAAGACUGAGGAAAAAACAGAAAACACAGACGAGCCCAGGUAA
Messenger RNA from Candidula unifasciata, 1491 nucleotides. The record is from the annotation of a GenBank genome assembly. NCBI's taxonomy places the organism in Eukaryota, Metazoa, Mollusca, Gastropoda, Stylommatophora, Geomitridae.